AUGAAGUCGAACUCCAGCUCCUCGUCGUCCACCCGUCGUCUUCUUACGGCUGCCGCUAUCGUCGGUCUCACAGCGUCCUCCGUCGUUUCAGCUACGCCCGAGACGAACGCCACGAGCGCCGCCGGACGUGGACUGGACUUGGACCACCGCAUCGGACCCAACGCCAAGCCGAGCGAGUGGAACUGGAACGACCUGUCCAACAAGAACUGGAUCUUCGACCACCUCAUGAAGAACAAGGGAUCGCUCAACUACUGCGUGCGCUGGGACAGCGACACCAAGCUCACCAAGAGCGUCGCGUCCAAGUUCCAGGCCAUACUCAACCGCCAGUACAAGGCGUGGAACCAGUGGCUCGUCGGCUACGACUGCUGGCCGUACAGCCAGAUCGACGUCAAGAUCGUCGGCUUCGCUGUCAAGGACAAGUCGCAGCUCGACUGGAGCGACGACUCCCUCGGCAAGAUUUACGCCGGCGACCUCGACUCGGACGGCGUCCCGCAGUGUCCUCAAAGCUGCUACCGGUUCUACGACAACGCCGCGGGCGCCUGGGCGGACACCAGUUCGUGCCAGGACCAGGUGUGGGACAUCUCGCUCUGGCCGAAGCAGGGUCUGGACGGUGGUUUCGGUGACGACUGGGGCCAGGAAGUCAACCUCGAGAACAUGCUCGCCGCCCUCGACAACGACCAGCUUACGAUUGUCGCCCACGAGAUCGGCCAUGGCUUUGGCCUGCCGGACUUCUACGAGGAGGCUGACAUGCCCAACUCUAACUUCCCUGUUUGCAUCAUGAGGGCCGGCAGCUCGAUGACCAUCACGCCUGGUGAUGGCUGGAUGCUGCGCCGUGUGUGGGAGCACCUCAAGCCCCGCUACAACGUCUGGGGGUUCUAG
Messenger RNA from Phytophthora sojae, 879 nucleotides. RefSeq names its product neutral zinc metallopeptidase, Zn-binding site. The record is from RefSeq and is a predicted model, not a curated record. NCBI's taxonomy places the organism in Eukaryota, Oomycota, Peronosporomycetes, Peronosporales, Peronosporaceae. The transcript is spliced from 2 exons. The coding region runs from base 1 to 879 and encodes 292 amino acids.